CGCGGCUGCGGGGAGAGGGCGGGGGCGAUGCUGCCGGAGCCGCCGCCGCCGCCGCCGCCUCGGUGAGAGCCGCGCCGCGCGUAGCCGCACAGGCUGACAGGCAGAAGGACUGACUUCCCUCUCCCGGGCAUCCUCCCUGGGCUGCCGGGAGGCGGCGGCGGAGGAGGAGGAGGAGAAGGAAAAGGGGGAGAAGGCGGAGAGCAGGAACGCGAGGAGGUGGACCUGGAUCCGUUUCUCCCGGCCAGGACCCGAGCGGCCCCAGCUACCGCUACCCGCCGGCGCCGUCCCCUAUCCAUCAGCCCUCCUGCGCCCACCCGCGACCCCCGGCUCUCUGGGCGUCGGGCCGGGGCCGGAGCGGCGCAGCCAGAGACGGUCUGGCCUCCUGGUGAUGCUCACACUGUGCUAAGUGUUGGUGGCCAUCGAGGUUUUUGCAUCCUGGGGACAAAUCCUGAGCUCGCCAGAGACGGACAUCGAAAGGUCCGGCCUCGGUUUCCCUGUGAGGAGCAACCACGGCCCAGCAAGAUGUCCCGGCACCACAGCCGCUUCGAAAGAGAUUACCGGGUGGGCUGGGACCGCCGUGAGUGGAGUGCCAACGGGACGCAUGGGACCACCAGCAUCUGCAAUGCCACAGCUGGGGCCGGUGGCGGCACGGCCAGCAGCCUCAGUGCCCGGCCCGGCCUCCUGCCGCUGCCUGGGGUGCCCUCCCGGCUGCCCACGCCAGCCACGGCCCCGGCUCCCUGCACUACGGGCAGUGGCGAGGCCAUCACCAGCCUCGUGGCCAGCUCGGCCUCCACCGUCACCACCAAGGCCCCUGGAAUCUCCAAAGCGGACAAUCAGUCCCAGGGACUCACGACCAGCAUCCGGUGGGGGCAGACGCCCAUCAAUCAGUCCACGCCCUGGGACACUGAUGAGCCACCCUCCAAACAGAUGAGGGAGAGCGACAAUCCAGGCACAGGGCCAUGGGUGACCACGGUGGCCGCCGGGAGCCAGCCCGCCCUGAUCGCACACUCCUAUGGAGUGACCCAGCCUCCCACCUUCAGCCCGGCUGUGAACGUCCAGGCCCCAGUCAUUGGGGUGACGCCCUCACUGCCUCCCCACGUGGGGCCCCAGCUCCCGCUGAUGCCAGGCCACUACUCGCUCCCACAGGCACCCUCUCAGCCACUGAGCAGCGUGGUGGUCAACAUGCCCGCCCAGGCCCUGUAUGCCAGCCCGCAGCCCCUGGCCAUGUCCACACUGCCUGGCGUGGGGCAGGUGGGCCGCCCGGGACCCACUGCCGUGGGCAACGGCCACAUGGCAGGGCCCCUGCUGCCUCCACCACCACCAGCCCAGCCGUCUGCCACCCUCCCCAGCGGUGCCCCUGCCACCAAUGGGCCCCCCACGACUGACUCAGCCCACGGGCUACAGAUGCUGCGGACCAUUGGCGUGGGGAAGUAUGAGUUCACCGACCCUGGGCACCCCAAAGAAAUGUUGAAGGAAUUGAACCAGCAGCGCAGAGCGAAAGCGUUUACAGACCUGAAAAUUGUUGUUGAAGGCAGAGAGUUUGAAGUCCACCAAAAUGUUCUAGCUUCCUGCAGCUUGUAUUUCAAGGACCUGAUUCAAAGGUCGGUGCAAGAUGGCAGCCAGUGCGGCCGGGAGAAGCUGGAGCUCGUCCUGUCCAACCUGCAGGCCGACGUCCUCGAGCUGCUGCUGGAGUUCGUCUACACGGGCUCACUGGUCAUCGACUCAGCCAACGCCAAGACGCUGCUGGAGGCGGCCAGCAAGUUCCAGUUCCACACCUUCUGCAAAGUCUGUGUGUCCUUUCUCGAGAAGCAGCUGACGGCCAGCAACUGCCUGGGGGUACUGGCCAUGGCUGAGGCCAUGCAGUGCAGCGAGCUCUACCACAUGGCCAAGGCCUUCGCGCUUCAGAUCUUCCCCGAGGUGGCGGCCCAGGAGGAGAUCCUCAGCAUCUCCAAGGAUGACUUCAUCGCCUACAUUUCCAAUGACAGCCUCAACACCAAGGCCGAGGAGCUCGUAUAUGAGACUGUCAUCAAGUGGAUCAAGAAGGACCCUGUGGCCCGUGCGCAGUAUGCAGCGGAGCUCCUGGCCGUGGUCCGCCUCCCCUUCAUCCACCCCAGCUACCUGCUCAACGUGGUGGACAACGAGGAACUGAUCAAGUCGUCAGAAGCGUGUCGAGACCUGGUCAACGAAGCCAAACGCUACCACAUGCUGCCCCACGCCCGCCAGGAGAUGCAGACGCCCCGAACCCGGCCCCGCCUCUCAGCAGGUGUGGCAGAGGUCAUCGUCCUGGUUGGGGGCCGUCAGAUGGUGGGGAUGACCCAGCGCUCCCUGGUGGCCGUCACCUGCUGGAACCCGCAGAACAACAAGUGGUACCCCCUGGCCUCGCUGCCUUUCUACGACCGAGAGUUCUUCAGCGUAGUGAGUGCUGGGGACAACAUCUACCUCUCAGGUGGCAUGGAAUCGGGGGUGACGCUGGCCGAUGUCUGGUGCUACAUGUCCCUGCUCGAUAAUUGGAACCUUGUCUCCAGAAUGACGGUCCCCCGCUGUCGGCACAAUAGCCUCGUCUACGACGGCAAGAUUUACACCCUCGGGGGACUUGGCGUGGCAGGCAACGUGGACCACGUGGAGAGGUACGACACCAUUACCAACCAGUGGGAGGCCGUGGCCCCUCUGCCCAAGGCAGUGCACUCUGCAGCAGCUACGGUGUGUGGCGGCAAGAUCUACGUGUUUGGUGGUGUGAACGAGGCCGGCAGGGCUGCAGGGGUCCUACAGUCUUACGUUCCACAGACCAACACAUGGAGCUUUAUCGAGUCGCCGAUGAUUGACAACAAGUACGCUCCCGCCGUCACCCUCAAUGGCUUCGUUUUCAUCCUGGGCGGGGCGUAUGCCAGAGCCACCACCAUCUACGACCCUGAGAAAGGGAACAUUAAGGCAGGCCCAAACAUGAAUCACUCUCGCCAGUUCUGCAGCGCCGUGGUGCUUGACGGCAAGAUUUAUGCCACUGGGGGCAUUGUCAGCAGUGAGGGGCCUGCCCUGGGCAAUAUGGAAGCCUACGAGCCCGCGACCAACACGUGGACCCUCCUACCCCACAUGCCCUGCCCCGUGUUCAGACACGGCUGCGUCGUGAUAAAGAAAUAUAUUCAAAGCGGCUGACGUCGGCAGAAAGCCCACGACGAGACUGGACAAGUCUGGUGAGGCAGAUGCCACUCACAGUGAUCAAUGUUCAGCAACACCCGCAAGAGGCUGAUAGACACAAACAAGGGAAUCACUGCGCUAAACAUUUUGAAUACUCUCUACAUUGAAUGUAGAAAAUCAUCCUCGCCUUUGGGGGAAAUGGGGGCGUAGCGCUCCACGCAGCAGGAACCACAACCAUGCAAGCAGCUGGGCCUGGGGGCUCCUGCAAAGGCACUUGCUCUGAACGGAGGCGCUCACUCUGCCCGGUGCAAUAGAGUUUCACAUAUUUUUCAACUGGGAGAGAGAAGCUGAUUUUUCCUUCCUGCAGAGCAAGCUUGAUCCCUAAACAACCAUAGAUCAGUUAUCCUAUGACAAUAUUAGGUGUCAGGCUCUCUUUGGAAUAAGAUCAAAGUGUCCUUAUCACUUUGAUUCCUACUUUUGUUUUUAACCAAUCUACACUUGUCCGUGGCCGAGAGAAGAGAAGGGACAAUACUGUGUGUGGCACAAGGCCUGGGAGGCUCCUGGUCCCCGCCGGGCGGAAGAGAGGUCCGGCCACUGGUGCCGAGCCCAACGUGGCUGGAGCGGCCGUGCAGGGGCAGCCUGGGGACGGCUGGGAGAACCUUUGUCCCUCACAGGUUUUUCUACCGUGUUUUUGCUGGAGGACAGGUGACUGUGCUAGCUUUCUCUUGUCCGAUAUGAAUUAUUUAGAUUUCCAAGGCAUUUUCUUGAUAAACAAAAAGGCUAUUUUUAAGUACUGAGAGGAGGCCAUGAGAGGAUCAUGCGGGAAUUCCCAAAGCUCUUUGUAGGUUGUGCCAGAGUGGGGCAUUCGCUCUAAUUUUUUCUAUGUGCAGAAUAGAGGAUCUCUCCUGGGUGGGGGUGAGGGCCCCUGUUUUAUUUUUUAAAAAAUGUAACUCCCAGACAGCCCCAUCAAGAGCUGUGCCUCCUGGAGGCGUUGUCAAAGAAGAUUCUGUUCUAGAAGGAAACCAGUCCCGGCUCAUGACACCGGUCCAGCUCCCUCCAUGAGGUAAAGCUGAGGACCCAGGCCGGGUGGGAAGGGAAGGAGGGAGGGAGGGAGAAUAAAUGUCUACAAAGCACAGGAGACUAUUUUUGAUAUUUAUAGCUAUAUAUUAAGGCACCUGCUACAAGAGCUCUCAGGAUGGGGACAGCCUUCGUAGAUGAGCCAUGACAGCCAAGGCCUGAGGGGCAUGAGCAGAAUCACUCUUCCUGUAGCAGACGAACCAGAGGAAGGGAAGCCAAGAGGGAGGUCACACCGUGGCUCAUGACAGAAAGGCCUUCCUGCCAGUCCUCAGACCCUCAAACCUCACGCGGUGAUCAGUUUCCAUCCCAGGGCAAGAAGAGAGCUGCCGCCACUGCGCCGUUUAGUUGAAGUUGGUACCAAAUAUGCAUUUACCAUUUUUCUAUCCGGGAAGUCAAUUUGCCGUCAUUUCAUGAUAAAAACCAUUUCUAAGGAGAAAAGGACAGGACAUGCUUUCCACCUUUCGGUAUUUGAGGACACAAAAUUCCAAUUCCAAUGUCGGGCAUCGACUUCUAGCACUACAAGUGUGGCUCCCACUUGGACAAGAUACCGAGCUUCGUUAUGCAGUUUUUAAUAUUAUUUAUUCUUUUAAAAAGUAAUAAGCACAAAACUACAUACAUUGUAUGUCAUUUAAAGUAUUUAUGUCAAACAGGGUGCAAGUGUGAACCCAAGGACUGGAGCACAAAUUUCUAACUGCCUGGGGCAGGGCUAAUGUUAGCGUCGGUGUGCAUCUGCCUCCAAAGGAGGUGUUAGUGGUCAGCAAGACUCGACACAGAUGACAUUGAAAUUCCGUUUCUCUCCUCAUUUAUCACACUGGAGCAAAACUGGCUAUUUCUGUGAAUGAUAUAAAACAGGGUUCUCUGUAAUGGUAUUGUACAUAGUAUAUGUUUAUUGUUAAGUUCUUGUUAUAUUAUAAUAAAUAUAUUUAUAGAUCUAGACUCAGAA
Molecule: messenger RNA, 5152 nt
Organism: Odobenus rosmarus divergens (Pacific walrus)
Lineage: Eukaryota; Metazoa; Chordata; Mammalia; Carnivora; Odobenidae
Gene: KLHL29
Product: kelch-like family member 29
Exons: 14
Coding region: 523-3150 (875 amino acids)
Molecular function (GO): protein binding
Source: RefSeq, a predicted model, not a curated record